UCCACGAAUUCUAUCCACAGACGACUCACAAUACGCUGUUCCUUCUUCCUUCUUUCCCGUCGCACCACUUGUGCUCUGAUCUCUUCGGUUCCGUUUCUCGGAUCGAAGGGAAAGGGAUGGGGAGGGAACCGAUGGAUCUGGCGGCGGCGGUGGCGCUGCUGCUGCUCUGCUUCGGGAUCGCAGGAGUUGCGUCGGACGCCUCCGACCACCGCUAUAAGAAAAGAGACUCCGUACCCCUCUACGCCAACAAGGUCGGCCCUUUCCAUAACCCUAGUGAGACGUAUCGCUACUUUGAUCUCCCCUUUUGCGCUCCAGAACAUGUGACUGAGAUUAGAGAAGCUCUUGGUGAAGUUCUGAAUGGGGAUCGCCUUGUAGAUGCCCCCUACAAGCUUAAUUUCCUAGUGGAUCUUGAUUCCAAACAGCUUUGCAAGAAGAAACUUACGAAAGAGGAUGUGGCCAAGUUUAGAAGUGCUGUUACAAAGGACUAUUAUUUCCAGAUGUACUUUGAUGACCUCCCCAUCUGGGGAUUCAUUGGGAAGGUUGACAAGGAAGGCAAAGAUCUGGGUGAUUAUAAAUACUACCUAUACAGGCAUAUCCACUUUGAUGUCCUCUAUAAUGGUGAUCGUGUGAUUGAGAUUACUGUCCACACCGACCCUAGUGCAUUGGUGGAUCUCACAGACGAUAAGGAAAUCGAGGUGGAUUUUAUGUACUCAGUCAAGUGGAAGGAGACAAGCACACCAUUUGAAAAGAGGAUGGAAAAGUAUUCACUGACAUAUUCACAAACGCAUCAUCUGGAGAUUCAUUGGUUCUCAAUCAUCAACUCAUGUGUUACAGUUCUUCUCUUGACUGGUUUCCUAGCCACAAUUCUGAUGCGGGUGUUGAAGAAUGAUUUUGUCAAGUAUGCCCAUGAUGAGGAGUCUGCUGAGGAGCAAGAAGAGACUGGCUGGAAAUAUAUCCAUGGAGAUGUGUUUAGAUUCCCAAAGAACAAAUCACUCUUUGCAGCAUGUCUUGGUUCUGGCACACAAUUAUUUGCUCUCACGGUUUUCAUUUUUGUUCUUGCAUUAAUUGGGGUUUUCUAUCCUUACAAUCGUGGGGCUCUUUUUACUGCUCUGGUAGUCAUCUAUGCACUUACCUCUGGCAUUGCUGGAUAUACUGCUACCUCUUUCUACUGUCAGCUCGAGGGAACAAAUUGGGUAAGGAAUUUGCUGUUGACCGGAUGCCUCUUCUGUGGGCCUCUUUUCCUGACAUUCUGUUUCCUCAACACUGUUGCUAUUGUGUAUAGUGCCACUGCAGCUUUACCAUUUGGAACCAUUGUUGUUAUUGUUCUCAUUUGGACAUUGGUAACCUCUCCGUUGCUUGUUUUGGGUGGAAUUGCUGGUAAAAAUAGUAAAAAUGAAUUCCAAGCCCCUUGUCGGACAAAAAAGUUUCCUAGAGAGAUUCCACCACUCCCUUGGUAUCGAGGAACACUUCCACAGAUGGCAAUGGCUGGUUUUCUGCCUUUCAGUGCAAUCUACAUUGAGCUUUACUACAUCUUUGCCAGCGUGUGGGGCCACAGUAUUUACACCAUAUAUAGCAUUCUGUUCAUAGUGUUCAUCAUCCUCCUCAUUGUGACCGCAUUCAUCACCAUUGCGCUAACCUACUUUCAGCUUGCUGCUGAAGACCAUGAAUGGUGGUGGAGGUCUUUCCUAUGUGGAGGAUCAACUGGUGUAUUUGUGUACGCAUACUGUUUGUACUACUACUAUGCCCGAUCUGAUAUGUCUGGCUUUAUGCAGACAUCCUUCUUCUUUGGUUAUAUGGCUUGCAUCUGCUAUGGCUUCUUCCUUAUGCUUGGCAUGGUUGGCUUCCGUGCAGCAUUGCUGUUUGUACGGCACAUCUAUCGAUCCAUCAAGUGUGAGUAACCUGUCAGUACCAAAUCGAAUUGAUGAAUCCGAUUGCUUUGGCAACCAUCCAGUUAAAUCUUGCCCUUUGCGGGGAUUAGGAGUAAUACCAGUUUGAACCGACAGGGCUCUGCUUCUUCCAGAAAUAGGCAGUUACUAAUCAUUAGUAUCUAUAGUUGUAUGUUUCCCUGUCUUUGAUCACUUGUUCCAUUUGCCAAUUCUUUGUAUGACAUUGUCAAGUAGUUUUUUUUACAUGUAUCUGCACAUUCGUGGAAUGGCUCUCUUAUGAACCACUUGGAUAA
Molecule: messenger RNA, 2179 nt
Organism: Musa acuminata subsp. malaccensis (wild Malaysian banana)
Lineage: Eukaryota; Viridiplantae; Streptophyta; Magnoliopsida; Zingiberales; Musaceae
Product: transmembrane 9 superfamily member 3
Biological process (GO): protein localization to membrane
Cellular component (GO): membrane
Source: RefSeq, a predicted model, not a curated record